Messenger RNA from Hyphopichia burtonii NRRL Y-1933, 1465 nucleotides. RefSeq lists its product as uncharacterized. The transcript is spliced from 2 exons. The coding region runs from base 1 to 1422 and encodes 473 amino acids. NCBI's taxonomy places the organism in Eukaryota, Fungi, Ascomycota, Pichiomycetes, Serinales, Debaryomycetaceae. The record is from RefSeq and is a predicted model, not a curated record.
AUGGAUGAAAGAGUUACUCUUUUUAAUGAAAACGAAAUUCCAUCUGGUUAUACUAAAGUAAUCCCUGAGCAUGUGUUACCACCACAAAAUGAAAACAAGCUGCUUUCAAGGUACCCUAACGAAGCUAGGGGCAACAUUUUGAAAGUACAGCAGUAUCUUCAUUCAAAUUUUGUUCGCACAAGGUGUUGGUCAACUGUUUUAGCAAUCUCGAUUGAUGAUUCUAUUAUCAGUGAUAUUCCACGCGAUUUCCGUCAUGAUUAUAAAUACAUUAUAGCAUUCCUCCUUCGGCGAUUUAAUUAUGAUUUGGCAAUGAAAAUGGAAGAAAACAAAAUACUUUUAUUCAAAAUCCUUCCCGAUGAGAACCUCAUUGCAUUUGCUAUCAGAUCUUUGGAUAAGGUCUUUUAUGUUUCAGGUAUGGCUGGUGUAGCUAAUCAAAUCAUUUCUACUCAAAUCCUAGGCGCUCAAACAGAUCAUAAACUGGAUGCAAAUGCUUGUUUUUUGAGUGCUUUGCAUGCUAUGUAUGCACAAGAUUCCGAAAGUGUGCCUACUCACAAUGCAUCUAGUAAUGCAAAUGAGCCUAUAAACCUCGCUAAGCCAACAUCAAAUAAUAACAAUCCAGAAUUACCAAAGAAAAAUGAAAGCAAACAUAGCAAACUGAGUUACUUGUGUCGUAAAUGUAAUUGUCCAAGUUGCAAACACUCGAAAAAUCUAUAUCAUGAUUGUAAACAUGAACAUCAUGUUAAUUGGAAGAAAUAUAAGAAAUUUUUAAAUGUUUUAUUAAGUCAUUGUGAAGAAUCCAAGUUAGACCAUCACAUUGUGGAUCUCGAUGAAAAUCCGAAUAUAGAUGAAAAUGAAUUAGCUUUUAAACUUGAUCAGCUCUGUUUAUCAUUGGAAUCGGAAUCAGAAUCAGAAUCAGAAUUAGAACGUAAAAUCAAAGAUGAAAUUACAUCGAAUAUUGAUAGCGAUUCAGUUUCUAUUCCACAUAUGAAACCAAAAAAGAGUGGCCCAAAUGGGCCCAGUAAAGAUGAUAUCUUAUUUGGUUCAGCAGCCUCAGAUAAUUUUAUUUACCGGGGUACUUUGAAGAAUUUAGAUGGUAACUUAAAAUUGUUAUAUUUUUCCACUUGCGAAGGAUAUGAAAUUUCUGUUGCUUCAGGUAAACCCAUAGUGGCUAAUAAAGUAGCUCACUUCGAACUUAGGUUAGUGCCACAAGCAGAUCCUAUUAAUAUUGCUUGUAUAAUUCUACCCAAUAUUAAACAUAGAGUUAUUAUCGGAAGACCACAACUUGGAGAAUUUGAUUAUCAAAUGAGUAAUAAAAAUGGAGACUCUAUCUGUUUGAAUGGUAAAAGAUACUUUGCUGUUCAAAUCCCAGCUCUCUAUAAUCCAAAUAUUACCCAUGCCAUUCAAAUAGGAACAUUCAGUUGAUCAAUGCAAAUUCACCAAUUGAAUGGUCUUAUGAAUACACAAG